Molecule: messenger RNA, 3876 nt
Organism: Anopheles cruzii
Lineage: Eukaryota; Metazoa; Arthropoda; Insecta; Diptera; Culicidae
Gene: neb
Product: kinesin-like protein KIF14
Exons: 5
Coding region: 1-3642 (1213 amino acids)
Biological process (GO): mitotic spindle organization; microtubule-based movement
Molecular function (GO): ATP binding; microtubule motor activity; microtubule binding
Source: RefSeq, a predicted model, not a curated record
AUGUUACACUCUCGCACCGCAACACCAAAGAACCGGUUCGGGCCAGCUGCUAGCUCGUCACCAGCAAAAGCGUCUACACCGCGUCCGGUUGGGCGACCGAUCGGAUCCAAAUUGGCCUCAUCUUUGUUGACGAAGCGUUCCCUGCUAAACAUUUCAAACUCCGACUCACCCUCUGCAUCUCCUGCUCAAACGCCGAAACAGAAUCAGCCUGCGUCCGCUGGUGCCGGUUUGGGAGCCAAAUCUAAAUCGUCAACCACUCUGAAUUACAACAGCUGCUACACCCCGUCGUCCCUGUACCGUGCUCCGCCUGCAUCGUCCAAAAGUGCAUCGAAAGAUUUCGGAACACCAAAGAACCUACUGAAGCGCACCAGGGCACGCGAAGAUUUGCUCAACGCGCGUACACCGGAAUGUUUCUCACGCAUUUCGUUGGACACUCCAACGCUCGGCACAGGAAGGCACCGAUCGAGCCACGGAGCGCUGAAUGAAUCGCAACGCAGUUCGAAGGAAAAGGACAAGGAAGCACCGGGCGAAAUAAGUAACUUGAAGGUAGCCGUGCGCAUUCGUCCCCUAUCGGUGAAGGAAUGUAUCGACUCAGUGGCCAACAUUGUGCGUGUAGUCGGCAACGAGCUGUACGUUCACACUGGCAGUUCGGCGGACACUCUGGCUGGGGUUGAAAAUCGCUUCCUCUACGAUCAUGUCCUCUGGUCGUGCAACGCCGAAGAAGAAGCCUACGUUGAUCAGGCCGGAGUGUACAACAGUCUGGUCCAUCCGCUGCUUGAUAAGGCUUUCGAAGGAUACAACACGUGCUUGUUCGCCUACGGGCAAACGGGAUCUGGCAAGAGCUACAGCAUGAUGGGCAUGGAUUUGGACGACAAUUACGACGAUGGUCCGAACAGCGAAGCCGGCAUCAUUCCACGAUUCUGCCAGGAACUGUUCGCACGCAUCGAGGCCCUGAAAGGACGCAUCCAUGCCGAGGUGGAAGUGAGUUACUUCGAAAUUUACAAUGAGAAAAUUCACGAUCUUCUGUCGGUCACUCCGACCGAUGGCCAUGGGGGGUUGUGCACCGUGGCGACCCCGGGCAAUCCCGUUAAAAAGGCGCCGCUAAAGGUACGCGAGCAUCCCGUCUGGGGACCGUACGUGGUCGAUCUCAGUACGCAUCCGGUAGACACGCACACGGCACUAAGAAACUGGCUCGCCGUCGGCAACAGCCAACGUGCCACGGCUGCGACGGGAAUGAACGACAAAAGUUCCCGCUCGCACUCGAUCUUCUCCGUCGUGCUGAACCUGGCCGAAAUCGUGAGCAGCAGCGAUUCGGACGAUGCGAGCGAUGGAGCAGGGCGCCCGACGGUGCAGCAAACGAAGCGCAGCAAAAUCAGCCUCGUCGAUCUGGCCGGAUCGGAGCGGGUCAGUCAGACGUGCGCAAGCGGAACCCGCCUCAAGGAAGGUGUCAGCAUCAACAAGAGUCUGCUCACGCUAGGGAAAGUGAUUUCGGCGCUGGCCGAUUCGAAGAAGAGCCACAAUGCUUACAUCCCUUAUCGGGACUCGGUGCUCACGUGGCUACUAAGGGAAAACUUGGGCGGAAACUCGCGCACGGUGAUGCUGGCCACCAUAUCGCCUGCCAGCAUACAUCGGGAUGAAACGCUUGCCACCCUACGCUACGCUUGCCAGGCACGCAGCAUCGUGAACCGCGUCAAGGUGAACGAAGAUCCGCACGAUCGCAUUAUUCGCGAGCUGCGCGCCGAAGUCGAACGGCUGCAGGUCCUGCGCCAGGACUACGAGCGUCAGAAGCGACUCUCCGAGGCCAACCACCUGCAACCACGAAAAAUCAUCAUCGAAACGUCGGUUGACGAUAGCGAAGUGGAAGCACUGCGGCAGCAGCUCACCGAAACGGAACAGGAGCUGGUCAAAGCCCAGCGAUCGUGGCGCGAGCGGCUGCAGGAAGCGGAAGACGUUCGCCGAACGGAGAUGAAGCUGCUGAAACGCAAGGGCCUGGCGCUUGAACUGUCCGCCGAGCAGAAAGAACCGUGUCUGGUCAACCUGGCCACCGAUCCGAUGCUUUCCGGAACGCUACUGUACCUUAUUCCGCCGGGCACGGUGCGCAUCGGACGGCCAUCGUCAUUGUCAACGCCAGACAUUAUGCUCGAAGGGCCACUUGUGUCUCCCAACCAUUGUUGCAUUGAAAACAAGCAAGGAAAGCUGUUCCUUCUACCCGAGAACAACUCCGAGUACGAAACCUUCAUCAACGGUGAGCUGGUACAGGAACGGCGUCAACUUUUCCACGGCGAUCGCCUGGUUAUCGGUGGAUCGCAUUAUUUCCGCGUUUCGAAUCCACUGUGUCCGAACAAAUCGAAACAGGUGAUGGUUGACUUUCAACUGGCUCACCAGGAAAUUCUGUGCGAGCAAGAAAAUCGUCUCCGGCGUGAGUUGGAUGCCGAAAAACAGGCCGCAAUCGCGUGCAUCGAAGCAGAACGGAUGGCGCACGACCAGGAGUACGAGCAACGGCUGGCAACGCUCGAGUUGGAAAAGUUCAAGUACAAGUGCCACAAGGAAAUGCUCGAAUCGGAGCAGGAAGCACUGAUACUGCUGCAGUCGGGCAGGGUGGCACGUGACAGUACCGAUGGUGGUGCCGGCCGCCAGUCCGACGUCGGAGAAUUAUUGGAUGGUGGCGAGUUGGCGUUCUCCGAUUCGAAUCUGGCCGAGGAAAUCCGUCGCAUAAUGGAGCACACGAGCGAGGAAAGCUUGGCCCAAAUUCAGAUGCUGGUUAAAGAGGCUGGCCAGCGGUGCCGGGAUGUUGGGUUGGAUUACGAGUUCAAGCAAACCCAGGUCUGGCAGGAGGAGGGCAUUUUUCGUGCGGUAAUCAAUAUAGUGGAUCGCGCGAACGGACGCAUCGCCGAAUGGUUACCGGCAAGGCUCGAGUUUUGGCUAACCAUCGUGCGCGAACGGGACGAUCUUACUCCGGACAACAUGUUCGAACACUUUGAUCUCCCGUGGAACGACGCAGCCGAUCUGGCGGCCAAUGAGUCGCUACUGCAGGAGCCGCAAAACUCAAGUCGAAUUUCGUUAAACCUGAGUUCGGUGAAGGAUGCUAUAUUCGCCGGAAGGCACAGUUUGCUUUCCGCUCCCGGUAACACGUCGCUCGGUCAGGCUUCGCCUGGUUCGAACAGCGGCAGCAUCAUUGCUGGAAGUCUCCAUAAAACCCAUGGGUUACUGAAAUCGAUGUUUACCAGAAACUCCACGACCACCGGGAGCGCCAGAAAGGCUUUGUUCAGCGAAGGGCACGGCAACGAAGAGAACAUUCCCACCAACGGUCAGCAAACAGCCACAAGUGCCACGAAGACUCCGCUGCGUUUCGAUCAUAAAGCAGCUAACUAUCUGCGCAACGUGCAAGUGGCCACUUUGAGGCUGCGUAAACUUUGCGAAAAGCAUCAGGAAGAAUCGGGACCGACCGAUGAUACGCCGGUGGGCAAAGGGGAGAAGUCAGCACUGGCGAACCGAAUGCUUGCCUCGAUCGACGAUGUUGAACGAUCAAUUCAAAAUCUUCGCUCGAUCCUAAUGGAAUACAACAUCACACAAGCGACGCAGAACGCGAUCGAUGACGAACUAGGGCGUACACCAAAAUCAGUUCGCUUUCUACUCGAUUGAAGGAGAAUAAAUUCGCUGCGAUUGGUCCUUGUUUGGAUAUCCUACGUUACACUUGCCACUCUCGACGAGCACAUCUCAUAGGGAGGAUUAUUGUUUGUGAAUGUAUUAUUUUUCCUGUAUAUUUUUAGGUAACAUUUUAACCAAAUUUACACAAAAUGUAAACGGAAUGAACGUGAAUUUACAGCACGCUCGCGAAUGGCAACCAUCGGUACAUACCCAUUAUGUAAUCACAAA